Molecule: messenger RNA, 2016 nt
Organism: Pyrenophora tritici-repentis Pt-1C-BFP
Lineage: Eukaryota; Fungi; Ascomycota; Dothideomycetes; Pleosporales; Pleosporaceae
Source: RefSeq, a predicted model, not a curated record
AUGGCCCUGUCGGAGCUGAAGAGACAAGAUAUGAAGACUACCUACACUAUUCUCCUCAUGGGCCUCGCUGCCCAACAGGCAACUGCCACCUGGGACUUCUUCGGCAACUUUCCUACUCCCAAAUACAGUGAGAAUGAGUGCAGCGACAAGCAGAAGGGCGGAUUUGACUGGUCAGACCUUCUUGACGGCGCCUCCGUAGGCGUCUACGGAGACUUUGACUUCUCUGGCGGAUGGACGUGCGCCAACUCCUUCGGCAAGCGCGAUGCCUUGAGCAAGAGGACGUUUGGAAACAAGUGCAUCAAGAACUCGGUCGCAAAGGAAAAGCCCGCCUCGUUCGGCUGCAACAAGCGCGGCUUCUCGAUUACUCACAUGGACAUUUCAGCUGAGUUCGAUGUCGAGCUUGAGCUACACUAUACUAUGGAGGAUGGAUCUAAAUGCAAGCAGCUUGGCAGCUGCUCAGCCGGCGGUUCAACACUUCAGAACACGCAGUGCGGUGGCGCCAAGUCUGUGGACGUUUACCUUGGAUCUCACUACAAGGGCGACAAGGACUCGUGCGAGAUUGGCUUCCAUAACAUUGGCUUCGACUGCACGCCCGAGAUCCCUUAUACUACACCAGCACUUCCCCAGGUUCCUGCCACUUACACUCCUGUCAAGGCUUCCUCUUCCGUUGUCAAGUCUGUCGCCACUCCUCCCGCCAGCUCCAAGGUAGUUGCCACACCCACUGGUGGCUACCCUUCGUCUACGCCUGAGGCCAAGACGUCGGCUUACAAGACCACCGAGACGCCUUCCAAGUCGGUCCCUGUAUCUUCACCUGCUCCUUUCGGCAACAGCUCUGCGCCCGCAUACACUCCUCAGGUUCCUGCCUCUGUAGUGGUCAGCAGCAGCAGCAGCAUCGUCACUCCUAAGCCCGAGUCUUCCACUGUUGCCACAUACCCUGCUAAGAGCUCCACUCCUGCUUCCAAGCCCGUUGCUUUGAGCUCUGCUGCUGCCGGAUGCGGAUACGGAGAGUCUUGCGGCGAGUCCUCGGUUGCUUCAUCCAGCACAAUGACACCUGAGGCUGCCACCAGCUCUGCUGCUCCCAAGCCUUCCAGCCCUAGCUACCCUAGCUAUCCUACCACGCCCAGCCCCCCUGUGAACCUCACCGAUGUCGUUCCCAAGUGCAUGAACUCUUGGCUCCAGAUUUCUGCCUCUGGAUGCAAGGACAACACCGACUCCAACUGCUACUGUGUCAAGCCCGAGUUCACCAAGAACGUCAUCGACUGCAUUACUGCCCGCUGCGGAAACGACGAUGACACCAGCAAGGCCCUCCAGUACUUCAUUGGUAUCUGCGCCGACCACGUCCCCAAGAACCCCCAGAUCAUUGGAGACUGCCCUUCGUACAUUCCCUUGAACCCCACUCCUGCUGCUCCUCCUGCUCCUGCUGCCCCCAAGAGCAGCUCGGUUGCCCCUAGUGGAGCUGCUUCUCCUCCUGCGGCUCCCAAGAGCAGCUCGGUUGCGCCUUCCGCUGCUGCGCCUUCCCCUUCUGCUCCUGUUGCUGCCUCCAGCCCAUCCGGUCCUGGCUACCCCGUCGAGACUCCCUCUGUACCUGCUGCUGGUCAGACUCCUGCCAUGACUCCUCCCGCCGCUGCCGCACCUCCUCCUGCUGAGUCGACUCCUUGCACUACCAUCACCUAUGGCACCACCACUCUCACCGUUCCCCAGGUUCACUUUACCACCCCGAUGGCCUCUGGCAAUGCGCCCAACCCAACUGCACCCGUCGCUCUUGUUCCUGGUAACGCCCCUGCUGCCACCACCAGUGCUGCAUCUGGUUCUGGAUCCGGUGCCGGUACCGGUGCCGGUGCUCCUGCUCCUCCGUACCCUACCGCUACCACUAUGGGAACUGCGGGUGUUCUUCCCACCGGCACUGGAGCCCUCCGUCCUUCGUCGCCAGCUCAGUUCACUGGCGCGGCCUCGGCUUUCACCAUUGUGCCCAAGAGUGCUCUCUUUGGCGCCGUUCUUGCUUUUUUGGCUCUUUAG